Molecule: messenger RNA, 5464 nt
Organism: Xenopus tropicalis (tropical clawed frog)
Lineage: Eukaryota; Metazoa; Chordata; Amphibia; Anura; Pipidae
Product: transposon Ty3-I Gag-Pol polyprotein
Exons: 1
Coding region: 670-5166 (1498 amino acids)
Biological process (GO): DNA integration; RNA-templated DNA biosynthetic process; DNA transposition
Cellular component (GO): nucleus
Molecular function (GO): RNA-DNA hybrid ribonuclease activity; RNA-directed DNA polymerase activity; endonuclease activity
Source: RefSeq, a predicted model, not a curated record
CUCUGUCCCUUCCCCCCCCAGCAUUCUUCUGAAGGGGGAAUUCUAAAAUACACUGCCCCGGGGAACAAAGGAUUCAGAUUCUUUCCUGCACUGGACUAGAGCUUUGGUUCCGUCCAACUGUGGGAACAUUUCUUCACCUCCAGGCCUAUAGGGAGGGAACCCGGGCCUGUUAUUGAUGCUGACUGGGCCAGUAUCUAAAGAGGAGGAUACCCUGUGUGGGACACCCCUAUCGGCUAACUGUGAGUUACAGUAACUAUUUGGGGUUACGAUUUGCCGCUGUGUGGAUUGGCCUAUUCCUGUGUGGACCUAUAUUCCUUUGUGGACCUAUAUUCCUGUGUGGACUUAUAUUCCUGUGUGGACUCAUAUUCCUGUGUGGACCUAUAUUCCUUUGUGGACCUAUAUUCCUGUGUGGACUUAUAUCCCUGUGUGGACCUAUAUUCCUGUGUGGACCUGUAUUCCUGUGUGGACUCAUGUUCCUGUGUGGACUAAGUACUCUGUCCCCGCUUGUUGAAUUUGUGUGUGCUAUGCAAUAAACUGGUGUGUUUACCUAUAAAUCCUGCUGUAUUCCCUGUCCUGGUAAAGAGUGCGCGGGCACCCUUUUAGAACCUAUAACACUGGUGGCUAGCGGUGGGAACCAGGACACAGGUAACACACAACCCCUAAGUAAUUAUGGCAUCCAGGGAAGAUUACAGGCACUGGCGAAUGCAAGAUUUGCAGGAGAGAGCCCGGGUCUUGGGCCUCAAUUAUGCAGGGGUACCAAGAGAACAACUAGUUGAAAGACUAGUACAGGCUGCCCCAGAGGAGGACCUCAUGCAGCCAGAACAAAGGGACCAUAGGCCAGAGGCAGCACCCCCCACAAAUAUAUGCCCCUGGGCUACCUGGGCAGAGGAAACUCUUCGAAUACUUGGUCCGGACGCCACCCUUGAGGAUCGCAGGGAUGCCAUAAAUGGAGCCAGGCAGUUUUAUGGGGAACACAUGGCUCUCAGACGGGCUGAAGCAGAAGCCCAUACCCGAAAGAACCAAGCGGGGCCUCUCCUUACCCAGAGUUGUGUGCCUAGAAUCUCUAGGAAGGAAUUCAAAGCCUUUGAUGAAAGUAAAGGAGACAUUGAUGGUUUUUUCAGGGACUUUGAACAUCAAUGUAUGUUAGAGGCGGCAUCAGAGCAGGAUCAAGUGCGUGUGCUGUCCUCUCUGCUUACUGGGAGUGCAGCCGAGGCCUAUAGGGACAUGGCACCAGAGCUGAAAACGGACUACCAUGCCAUAAAACAAACUGUCCUGGCCCACUACGCGAUCACCCCAGAGUCCUAUCGCCUUCGCUUCCGGGAGGCCCGGCCCUCUGCAGCUGAGUCCUUUAAACGGCAUGGGCAGAAACUAUCUCAGGCCUGCCGCCGGUGGCUACAGGGUGAGCUGGCUGAAUCAGCAGAAGAUAUAAUUCAGCUAAUUUUAAAGGAGCAGUUUUAUCUCACCUGCCCCAGAGAGAUUACAGAGUGGGUAAAGGAACGCAAGCCUUCUACCAUUGAUGAGGCUACAGCUCUAGCAGAUGAGGCCCUCCUAAUUAAGCCACAAUGGAAAAGGCUUCUAGAAGGGGCACUCCGACCAAAUGCCCCAGCAAUGACUUCCCCAGGUGCCAGGCCUCAACCAACACCCCCACACUCAGGUGCCCCCCCACGGCAGUCCUUCACCAGCACUAGACCAACUCCUCCCUCUACUACACAGCUUCGGCAUGGCAACAGGCCUCAGGAUCGCCUCUGUUAUUUAUGCAGACAACCAGGCCACAUGCAGAAUGUCUGUCCUAAGGCCAGAGGAGGAAUUCGCCCCAUGGCAUCCCGCCCUGUUAACUACAUCGAGGUGGAUCCAGAAGGAACAGAGGAAGUACCCCUCUACUCAGAAGAAUGGUCAUCUAUACCUACCCUCUCUGUAAUACCCAGGGGAGUGUAUGGCAUCCGGAAAGUGGCCCAAAGCUACCCUGAGCAGAGAAAACGUCAUCUUCAGGAUGUUCUCCUUGAUGGGCGUCGCAUCACUGGGUUCCGUGACUCUGGAGCCUUCCUUACCAUUGCUGAUCCACAGGUGGUACGACCAGAAGUUAUACAUCCUGGGCCUGGUAUCCUCAUUGAGGUAGCUGGAGGAGAACUAAAAUACAUCCCAAAAGCCGCUGUCCAACUGGACUAUGGCUGUGGAGAGAAGGUCUGCUGGAUUGGAGUUAUGAGUGGCCUACCUGCUGAUGUGCUCUUAGGCAAUGACUUGGGCCCCAUGGAUAGUUGCUUUGUUGGAGCUGUAACUCGUAGUCAAGCCCGGCAUGGUCCACAGACGGAGGAUUCCCACCAAGACAGCACUGAAUCCGCUCCAGUCCACCCACAGGUAUCCCAGCCGGUAAGUAGCAUGCACCCUGACCUGAUGGUGACUUGGGAUCCUAACCAGUUCAAGCAGGCCUUACAAACUGACAUGACGUUAGCAGGGAUGAGGGCCCGAGCUGAAUCUGAACAUGUAGGAAGGGAUGGGGACCGUAUAGUGUGGGAAAACAGGCUGUUAUAUCGUGUAACUGAGGACCCCAGACGAGGGCCAUUAUGGCCUCCAACAAAGCAGCUAGUUGUACCCCGUGCUUACAGACUCCGCCUGCUGCAGAUUGCACAUGAUAUUCCAUUGGCAGGGCACCAGGGGGUAGAUCGUACCAGGAGUCGGUUAACCCAGACCUUUUACUGGCCAGAUGUCAGUAGAGAGGUUGCAGACUUCUGUCGCACCUGUGACACAUGUCAGAGAGUGGGCAAGCAUGGGGACCGGUCCCGUGCCCCCCUUCAGAAUAUGCCUCUCAUAGAGGAGCCAUUUCAGCGUGUUGCAGUAGAUAUAAUUGGGCCCCUUGCUAAACCAAGCCGCUCAGGAAAGAGAUUCAUCCUCACAGUUGUGGAUUAUGCCACUAGGUACCCUGAAGCUGUGGCUCUGUCGAGUAUCACAGCUCCCCGAGUAGCUGAGGCCCUAGUGACUAUUUUCACAAGGGUUGGAUUUCCCAGCGAGAUCCUUUCUGACCAAGGCCCCCAGUUUAUGUCAGAGCUGGUUCAGUGUUUGUGGCGCUCCUGUGGAGUCCGGGCAAUCAGGACCUCCCCUUAUCAUCCCCAGACAAAUGGCCUUUGUGAAAGGUUUAAUGGGACCCUAAAGGGCAUGCUUAAAUCCUUUACUGACUCUGAGCCUGACUGGGAAAAAUACCUGCCCCAUCUUUUGGUUGCAUAUCGGGAGGUUCCCCAGCAGUCCACCGGGUUCUCCCCUUUUGAGUUAUUGUUUGGUAGAAAAGUAAGAGGUCCCCUUGAGCUACUGAAGGAACACUGGGAAGGUGAAAUAGCAGAUACCGGAACCCCUAUUGUCCCAUAUGUCCUUGAGUUUAGAGAGAGACUCACUAGAUUGACCUCCCUUGCCCAAGAGCAGAUGCGAGCUUCACAGACCCGUCAGAAGAUGUGGUAUGACCGAAGGGCUCGUUUCCGAGAGUACACUGAGGGACAGCAAGUCUUGGUACUCAUCCCAGCCCCCCAGAAUAAAUUACAAGCUUCCUGGGAAGGCCCAUUCCAGGUGGUCCGCAAGUUAAAUGACACUACAUAUGUAGUGACCAUGGACCACAGUGGGCGCAAGCAGCGGACAGUGCAUAUAAACAUGCUCAAACCAUACUACGAGCGGGGUGUGCCUGUCCUAGCAAUAUGCCAUUCUCCCUCCAAUGAGUCAGGGGAGGAUGACCUUCCUGACCUGUUAGCCUCUGCACAGUCCAAGGGCUCCCUGGACCAACUACCCCUUGGAGAUCACUUACAUGAUACCCUGAAAUGUGAGUUACAGGUUAUCCUUUCCAAGCGAACCCAAAUCUUUUCAACCCAGCCUGGGCGUACCCCUCUGGUCGCCCACCACGUUGAGACUCCAGGGCAGGCACCCAUCCAGCAGGCCCCUUAUCGGGUACCUGAAGCUGUCAGGGAGACCAUGAGACAAGAAUUGGAGGAUAUGAAGUGGUUGGGGGUUAUCCAGCCAUCCCAUAGCCCCUGGUCCUCCCCUGUUGUCCUUGUGCCAAAGAAAGAUGGGAGCACACGUUUCUGUGUGGACUACAGGAGGCUGAAUGACAGAACCAUUAGUGAUGCCUACCCAAUGCCACGUAUUGAUGACCUUUUAGACAGAUUAGCAGGGGCCCGAUAUGUGACCACCUUAGAUCUAAGCAAGGGCUAUUGGCAGAUUCCUCUCACACCAGAUGCUCGCGAGCGUUCUGCAUUUAUAACCCCCUUUGGGCUCUAUGAAUUUUUAGUCAUGCCCUUUGGGAUGAAAAACGCGCCAGCAACAUUUCAGAGACUGGUUGACCGCUUGCUAGAGCACUGUCAAGACUUUGCUUGUGCCUACCUAGACGACAUAGCCAUUUUUAGUGAUACAUGGGAAGAACACAUACGACACCUAGAUAGAAUCCUAGAAAAGAUUGAGGAGGCAGGACUGACAGUGAGACCAGACAAGUGCCAGAUAGGAAUGGCUGAGGUGCAAUACCUAGGGCACCGGGUGGGGGGUGGACAGCUACGCCCUGAGCCAGCUAAGGUAGAAGCUAUCCGUGACUGGCCUACUCCCCAGACUAAGAAACAGGUAUUAGCCUUCCUGGGUACUGCUGGUUACUAUCGUAAGUUUAUUCCCAAUUUCAGUACCGUAGCCAAACCCCUGACGGACCUAACUAGGAAGCGCAUGCCCCGAGCCGUGCUGUGGACAUCUGCCUGUGAGGAGGCCUUCAGAACCCUUAAACAAUCCCUGACCAGUGAACCUAUUCUUGCGGCCCCGGACUACAAGCGACGCUUCCUGGUUCAUACAGAUGCCUCAACCUUUGGACUGGGAGCAGUACUAAGUCAGGUAAAUGCCAAGGGGGAGGAACACCCUGUGGCCUACAUCAGCCGGAAACUUUUAUCCAGGGAGGUAGCAUAUGCCACUAUUGAAAAAGAAUGUCUGGCUCUGGUUUGGGCCCUCAAGAAGUUCCAGCCAUACCUGUAUGGCAGAGAAUUCACAGUAAUGACUGAUCACAACCCCCUCAUCUGGCUGAAUAGAGUUGCUGGGGAUAAUGGGCGCUUGCUUAGGUGGAGCCUGUCCCUCCAGCCAUAUACCUUUACAAUACAGUACAGACGAGGCACCCAGCAUCAAAAUGCAGAUGGUUUGUCCAGGCAAGAAGAUCAGUAACAUAAAAUAGUAGUUAGACUGUAUAUGAACCCGCCAAGUAACCCGUGUGGGUUCCUCUUGGGUUCAUAUUCCCGGUAGGGGGAGGGGUUGUUAUAACACAGAACUACUCCCCUAUGUUAGAAGUAUUGCCCAGGAUGGGCCCAGCUCUCCCUACCCCCAUUUUUUAUUGUAUCUCUGGUUCCUGGUUUCCUGGAAUUUCCCUCCAAAGCAAGCUGUGCACGUGAGCUGAACAAAAGGCUCACACCUUAGCUCCUCUGUGCACGUGAGAGGGGACUGAGCACAGGUUUCAGAUAACUGA